AUGUCUUCCUAUCAAUACUCGGCACAGCCUCAAACCGUUCCGGCUUCUCCCGUUUUCACCCCCGGGUCCAGCUCCUUCGGUAGGCCUAUCUUACUGUUACAGCUUAAGAAAGUUCGAAACUUUUGUCGGUCCUCAGCGAAAAUUCUUAGGCUUUAUCCAAAAGGCACCUAGGAUCGUCAGAGUGGUCACUAGAGGGGUUAGGUGAACAAAAUCCCUAGAGGGCUAAGAUAUAGGUGGUCCCUAUAGGAAUUUAUAAUCUGAUUCCUAGGCCGCUAAAUCUUGAGUAGGCCCUAUAGGGGUUUUUAAUUCAUAUAUGUUUCUAUUUGACAUUGAAAAAGACGCAUGAAGGCCACUAACCCCUCGAUUGGCCAGUAAUUAAAAUUCCUGGAGAGGCCACUUUUGCAAGCUUUUUCUGCCCCCGCCCCCCAUAUGGGCAUUUAAGGUGAGGGGAUCUUUCAAGGGCCCCUCAGGAUGCCCCUCUAGGGAGCACUAAGGCGUUCCCGAGCAGUUAAACUUCGAUUAUUUCCUCAAGAAUAUACUUAGGAACGCCAGAGAAGUCCCUAAAGGGGCCACUUUUGCAAACUUCAAUGUCCCUUAUAGGGAACGGCUAAGUAGUCCCUAGAGGGGAAAUUUUCAUUUUCCUACAAAUUAUAUAUUUGAGGAGGGUUUUCUUUUCCCAACUUUCCCAAAUUCAGGCGGAUCGCAAGCCUCUUCUGGUAAUUCUGGAGCAUCAAAUUCCCAAAUUCCACCUCUGCCGAUCGGUUCAGACGGUCAGGAACUCGAAAUGAUCAACGCCAAGGUGAAAUUCAUCAUAUUUUCGCGACUUGAAAGGAACUUCUAUGCGCUCUCUCCCUCUCACGGCGACCCUCUCAUAUUGACGUGCUAUUUUCAUGUUUCUCUGACCUCGCCGGUGAGGGAACAGAGAGACGCAGAGAAGUCAGACUGGUUGUCGUCGCAGAGAAUGCACCAUAGCUCAUUAUGUAGCCCAUAUUUUGCGACUCUCUGCGCCCUCUCCCUCUCUCGGCGACCCUCUCAUUUCUACGCGCUAUUUCAAUGUUUCUCUGACCUCGCCGGUGAGGGAACAGAGAGACGCAGACACUCGGAAACUUUCAAGUCGCGGCGAAUGGACUAAAAGCAAAAAUCAUACAAUUUUUUGUGUCCUUAAGGUGACGCCAUAUCCCGGUUACGUAGCCCCUCCUCCAGCUCCAGACUUCCCCACUUUAAUUGAGAAUACGGAUUCAAGCCCCGAUGAAGAAAAUCCCGAGGUUUGUUAUUUUAUUGUAUGGGUUUUAUUGAGUCCAUUAAAAUUUAGAUGUUUAGAAUCUACAUUUUUUUUUCCCAGAAAAAGCCACAUUUCUCCAACUUUUUGGAAAAUCACUCUAGUUAUAAUUUUUUCUGAUUUAGUAACGUUUUAAAGUCGAAAAACUGUCCUGAUACGGCGAAUUUGGAAGUAGUCGGCCAAAAAAGGUGCCCCUCUAGGGACCACUUCACCUCCACGUAUAGCGGGCACUGAAGCCUGCAAAAGUGGGCCCUAUAGAGGCUUUUUUCUCUCUAACCCCUGUAGGGCCCACUCUGGCGCUCCUAAAGAGUUCAUUCUUCAAAAAAAGAUCCGAGAAAGGUCAUGUAGUCCAUUGAAAAUCGAAUUAACUCAAAAUUGAUGCUAAAAAUAUUUUAAAGACACCAUUUUUCGAGUUGCUGAUGAUUUUUUAAGAUUUUUUUCCCACUCAGACCUUUUUUCCGUCUGUCUCAAGUGAUUUUCCACGGAAAACUCUAAAAUUUCGGUUGUAAAAUGCUUUGAAUUUAAAAAAAUCCUCUUAUUCUCCUUCCCACAGACCGUCCAAGCGAAUCUCGUCUCCCAACAAGGAUCUCAAACUCUAAAAUCAUCCAAACCACUUGACCUACUACCUGCAGCUCAAUCAACGUCAGGUAGGACUUUUAAUUCGAAUAAUAUGCAUAAUUUUGUGAAAUUCAAGAUUAUUCCUCCUGUCCGGCCGAGCUGACCACCUUGAACUCUUUUCUAAUGUGCAUCAAAAGAUUGGCUCCAAUGGCUACGGACGAAAAAGUCUCGACUUGCACUUUUGAUCAGACUUCUUCUUGUCGGUAAGAAACUCAAAAAAGAAUAUAAUGAAUCCAAAAAGGUUUGAGGGAUGAAAAACUACUAUAGUGGUCACUAAAAACAGAACUACUUAACUGGGAACGCUCUCAGUGGCUACUUUAGGGUUCUGAAGCUUUAGUGGCCACUAUAGUAGUCGAACUAGUGACCACUUAAGUGGCUAAACGUAAGUGUUCUCUUUAGAAAUUUAAAAGGUACUACUAGGGCCCUCAAACUACUAUAGUGGCCACUAAGAGGCAAAAUAGCGGCUCCUUAAGAGGUGAUUUUAGUGACCACCUGAAUGUCCUUGGGAUACCUCUUUAAGUGGCCACUGACAUUUUUCUCUGUUGAAAAGAUUUCAAUCAAUAAAUUCAAGUUAUCUUAAGAGAAAGUGCGCUCCAUUGCCAAUUUCUCUUAUAACGCGAAUCGAACGUUUCAAAACAAUCCUAGCGUCCACUUCAGUGGCCACAGAACCCUUAAGUGAUCCCUAAAGUUGCUCAGAAGUCCGGUUACCCCGGGAGCUAUUAGAUUCUUAAAAAAAAAAAUUAUCUUCUUUUCUGGAUCUACUGUCCUUCCGAAGGACUUGAAACAGUCUGAGCUGUCUGCGUCUCUUUUCCCUCGCCGGAGAAGUGAUGAAAAUAGCGCGUAGAAAUGAGAGAGCGCAGAUAAAUCAAAACUUCUGCGUCUCGGGGUACUUAGAACACUUGAAAAGAAAUCUCCAACUUAAAGAUUUCAAUCGAUCGCCGCUCCGCUGAGCGUUGGAAGCCUGCCAAGCCCCGCCCACUACCGUAAUUUCGCUGCGAUAUCUUCACGCCAAGAGAACAUGCCACCGCAGGAUAAUUUCGUCUUCCUUGUUGAAUAUCGAGUAUUUCACGCAAGUUGAAAAGUGAAUAAGUGAUCACUUAAGGGAGCAAGAGCCGAGGACGAAUUUAUGCUCUCCACUUCGAUCCGGUGUCAAAAAGGCAACGGAAUUUUGAAAUUCGAGUAAGGUUGAAAGUGCGCUCCAUUGCUAAUCUCACUUUCCAGCUACUGGAUCCUCGGGAAUCCCAAUGACGUCAUCAUGCGGGUGUGUACAUCGGACUCGACGUCCAGGUCUUGUACUCAGGUAUUUCCCGGGCCGCGACGCGACCGCGACGCGUCAUUUUCAGGCGAUCGUCUACACGGCUUCUCCUACGGUAACCGUGGAAGUCGUCAAUCCCAACACUACGGUGUUUGACGUUCAAAUCGUUGCCUCCAACUUGAUUUCGCCGACCGUCAUUACCUUUGAUAACCUUAUCUACCAGGCUGAUCUAUGCGAUGCUGAGAAGGUAAGAUGAGCAACAGAGGGUGUGAAAUGAGCAAUAUCGAGAGUAAGAGGAAUGCUUUAACAGUGUUUAUCACAAGAAAAAUUCAACCUUUUUCUUCAAAAAUGACCAAGUAAAGUUCCUCAUGGAUUAAUGACGUCAUAACGAGUUUUUUGAGAAUUAUGACGUCAUUUUGCGCUGAUUAAGAAAAGUGAUCUUGAUCUUUGAUAAAACUUGAUCAGUGAAUUCAGGUCCAAUUUUUACUCUACCAGCAAGAUUACUUUCAAAUCAAAUUAAUCAAAAAUAGCCGCCAGGAUCCUCAAGCAAAUCUGCUCCACUGAUAAUCAAAACUUUCUAGGGCGAAAAAAACGAAGAUUCCGAAGCGGUCAACUCGUUUUUCGACGAAACUGUCGGAGAUGCGCAGGAAGAGCCUAGGGACGAACUGAAGCCGAUUUUCAUUCCGGCUAGGCCGAAAAAUCGUCCAGCUGUCGACAACGCCUUGGAGGAUCAAGAAAAUCGAGGUUCGGGGAAAAACUCUAGUGGCCACUUAAGUGGUUGCUCAAGGACUACUUGGAGAAGACACUAAAGUGGCCACUAAAACCAGCACUAUAAAAAGCCACUAUUCUGCGUCCCAGUGGCCACUAAAGUAGUUUUUGUGGUCUAGUAGUACCACCAAGACUUCUAAAGAGAACAUAAGUUUUAGCCACUUAAGUGGAAACUAAAAAUUCAAAACCCUCAAGCGGCCACUACACUUCUUGCUCUGGUAAAGAAAAAACUUCUUCAGAAUCCGAAGAAGCGGACGAAGAAGCUUCAGAAGACGUCAGGUCUCAAUCUUCCGAAGGAAAAAGUCUAUGUGAACUUCUAAACUGCGAUUUUGACAAGGAUCUUUGUUCUUACUCAAACUAUGAGAAUGAGACAAUGAGGUUUGAUUUUUUCAGAAAGAGAGGUCUAUUUUUUUUUUCCAGCCUUUCGAAUUGGCAAAUCGGGAAUCAUAGGGUCGGAAACCCUCAUACUGGAGUUCGUGAUCAGACUGGAGGUGAGAAAAUUUGAAAAAAUCAUCGAAAAACUGAUUUUUUCAUUCUAAAAUCAGUUUCGGGUUUCCAAGAACCUCUCGAUGGAAAAAAAAAAAGAUUUUUGUGAAUAGUUUUUCGUUAAAUUUCUUCUAAGUCUAUCAAACCGACUUCUUUGACCCGCUUUGUCACGUUCUUGUCACAUUUUUGUCUAACAGAUUACUUCCGUCUAAAUCUUAAAAAGGAAUAGAAACUUUCCGAUCAUUUUUAAGGUUUUAAGGUCGGUCAAAAGUGAGAUUUCUCGUCUCUAUUUUUCCAAUUUUCGUUUAAAAACUGAUCUAGCUUUCCAAUUUCACUCUAUUUUGUUCAAUUCUGACUAAAAUUAAUUAAUGUUUUCCAGGAUUCCUCUACGUUGGAACGGACAGUCGACAGCAGAAACUUGUGAAUUACAUCUUGGAAUCAGCAAAUAUUACAGUGGAAGAGGAUUUCCAACUUUCUCUGGACGUUUACCGGAGGUCAAAUGAUAUCACCUUACAGGUACGUUAAUUAUUUCAGUCACUUUAGUUUUUUAUCCGUGGAGCACAUUUUGAUUUUAAAAAAAACCUCUGCAAAGUUCUCUUUUUUCACUUAAGUGAUAACUUUCUGGUUUGAGCUUAUUUUUAUCAGUGGAGCGCUUCGCGCUUUUCAAAAAUAGCCGCUUUGAAAAUCACUUUCUCUUUGCAAAACGGUGUUCUUACAGCAGCAUAAAGCGAAUGGCCGAUUCUCAAUCUUUUUUCCCUUAAGUGACCACUUUCCCAUUUUCAGGUAUGCCUCGAUUCCCCAUUCUACUGCCCUUAUUCCGUUUCACCGUUCCAAAAGGAAGUCUACUGGAAGGAAGGCGAAUUGUUCCUCAUCCCUAAAGGGACCACUAAGGUAGUUUUUUCCCAUGGUUUCCUAUAAUCUUAGAAAAUUCCAGAUCUACCUCCGAGCGAUCCAAUGGAAACGGUUCAAAUGGCUGGCGAUCGAUAAUUUGAAAGUUAUUUCCAACAAAUGCUGAUUACCUCAUUCAUUGUUCUGUUAUUUACUAUGAAACCAUCUUCAAAUUGUGUCAAAUAAAUUAUUUACAUUAAAAAGUAUGUAUUUCUCCACUUAUCACCGAUCAAAACUCCCAUGUAAGGCUAAUAUGGCGCGAGGAAACGAGUCCGCCCUCCGCAGCAGCGAUGUCCGAGUGGUUAAGGAGUUGGACUUGAAAUCCAAUGGGCAUUGCCCGCGUAGGUUCGAACCCUGCUCGCUGCGAACUCUUUUUUGCCUUUUUUUAAAAGCUCGCCAAUACAUUUAUGCUCAAUAUUUAAACUGCCUGAGGGUCGUUAUCAGAAAAGACGUCUUCUAAAAAAUAUUUUAAAGAAUAAUAAGAGUUUGCAAGCCUAAAAAGCUUGAAAAUUACGCUUAAACUGAACUUCGUUCAAAAAUUAUAAGAAACCCGGUCAAGAAAUGUUUCAAAAUGGCUUUAUAAAUAUAGUUUACAUGGGCAAUACUAAUGAAGCCCCGAGGAGCUGGAAGAAAAAUAUAAAUUUCUCGACUACAACGUAGUCGACUUUUAUCAUACAAAACGUUCCAUCCCGGUUCAUUUUGCUCAGUUUGUCAACUUUCUUCGAUUUUUGUCGUUUUCAUGUAUGAAAAAAGCUUUUUUUGACGGUCAUGAAAGUUCGUUUAAGCAUAAAAACGCAUUUUUCGAAAAAAACAAUUUGUAAAAUUUUUAAAAAAACCGCUUUAAACCUUCAGAUCCCUCCACUAAUUUCGAUUUUUUUGUUAUUUUUCGUGUCUAAGCAAAAAAACUUUUUGAUUUUAUGUAAAAUGUCUAAAAAAAUAGUUUUUUUCUAGGAGAUUUGACGCUCAAGUAGUUUGAUUUUUGAACAUACGAGCGUAUUUUUUUGGAAAAAAAUGAGCGCUUAAAAAAAUCUUUAAACUUCCGAUAAAUAUCUGAUUUUUUUAACUUUAAAGUUAUUCGCAGCUUCGUCUUUUUUUCAAGAAUUUCUUCUAAUAAUUAAUAAAUUUCCUGGUAUUAAAAUAUCUUUUUUCUCAACUCGAUCAUCGGCAAAAAAAAUACGAGCUGCUUAUGAUUAUGAAGAAAAACUGAUUUCCAGGAAUUUUCGGAAUUUUCCGUCAACUUUUCGAAUUUUUAAAAGUUCUAUAUAUUUUUCAGAAUGUCACCCUACAACUACAAAACGUUGAAAGUCGAAAAAGUGGCGGAUUUCGUGAUUCGGGUGGCUUUGAACCGUCCAAGGGUGCUCAACGCAAUGGAUACUGAGCUUUGGGGGUGAGAAUUAUGUUUUGUAACUCGAAAAAUUCGCUUGAAAGCUAUGAAAAAAAGCUUCAAAAGCCGAAAAAAUCUAACUACCGAGGAAAAUUCCUUUGAAAAACCUGUGAAAAAUCGAUAAAUUUCGUGUCAAAUCGAACUAUUUCAAAAUCGACAGCCUUUCAGACCUGCUCCGGACGUUUCCGAGCAUUUUUAGUACACACUCAAGUGAUUACACCGCUAAAAGGACCACUAGAAAGGCUCAGAAACGUCCGGGGCGCGUCCGGUUUGCGCCACCAAGGUCCGAGUUUUGUAGUAUUUUUUUUUUCCAAGACGAACUUGAUAAAAAAAAUUUCAGAGAAAUCGGCGACGUAUUCCUGAAACUCGACGAGGAUCCCGACUGUCGAGUGGUCAUUUUAGAGGCCGAGGGAGCGCAUUUUUGCGCAGGACUCGAUUUGACAAGUUUCUCGAAAAUUUUCUGAAAAAGCACCUAUUUUAAAAUACCCUUGGUUUUUCUAUCCCGAAUCCUUAAAAAAAAGGGCGGCCGCAUUUGGAAUGGCUCAAAGUGCCGCGGUUGCGUUGCGGAUGGAACCAAGCUUGAGUCAAUUUCGCAGCUUAUUUUUAUCUAUGGGUGUUUGCGCGAGUCGUUUCAGGUCGGGUGCAAAUUUUCCGCAAAAAAAAAAAGAUCCAUCAUCACAUACAGUCUCAAGAUUCGUUGAAAAUGUUCAUGAAAAAAUUAUUUUUUCUGAAUAUUUCUGGAGAAAAUAAAGAGAAUAUUUGAAGACGGGGCUCUGGCGGGCCUAUCGAACGUCGAAGAGGGCGAAGACGUCGCCCGGAAAGCCCGGAAAAUCAUGCGAAUGGCCAAAUGGAUGCAGCAACAGUUCGUCAACAUACAGAAGGCGGGUCGAGGAAGAAAAGUCGCGAAAAAUGUCACCUACAUUUCGUUUUCCCUCGAGUGAUCCCUCAAGUCAUUCUAUACUUCGUUUUUGGAAACUUUAAAGGAAUCCUGAUCCCAUAAGUGACCCCUCAAGUGAUUUAAUAGUCGAUUUUGGCGACUUUAAAAGACUCCUGACCCCUUGAGUGAUCUCUCAAGUGAUUCGAUUCUCCGUUUUGCCUAAAGUGAUCCCUUAAGUGAUUCAAUAGUCCAUUUUGGCGACUUGAAAGGACUCUAGACCCCUCAAGUGAUCCCUUAAGUGAUGCAACGCUCCGUUUUUGGCGACAUCAAAAGACUCCUGACCCCUUGAGUGAUCUCUCAAGUGAUUCAAUACUCCUUGGCUACUUGAACGAACUUCUUACCCUCAAGUGAUCCCUCUAGUGUUUAAAUAGUCGUUUUUGGCGACUUUGAAGGGCUCCUGACUUCUCAAGUGAUCCCUUAAGUGAUUCAAUACUCCGUUUUUGGCGGAUUUGAAGAGCUCUUGACCCCUUAAGUGAUCCCUUAAAUGAAUCACUACUCAUAUUUUUGGCUACAUGAAACGACUCCUGAAUCCUCAAAUGAUUCCUCAAGUGGCCCCUCAAGUGAUUCAAUACUCCGUUCAUGCGACUUUUAAUGGGUUUUGACCUCUCAAGUGGUUCUAUACUCCGUUUUUCGCUACUUGAAAGUACUCCCGAUCCCUCGAGUGACCUCUCAAGUGAUUCGAUUCUCCGUUAUCCCUAAAGUGAUCCCUUAAGUGAUUUAACACUUUUUUUUGCGACUUGAAAAAACUCCUUACCCCUUGCGUGAUUCAAAACUCAGUUUUUGGCGACUUUUAAGGACUCCUGACCCCUCAAGUGACCCCUUAAGUGAUUCUAAAUUCCAUUUUUCGCCACUUGAAACUGCUACAUUUCCCUGCGCCCUCCUCAUCUCUUUUCUUAUGGAAACCCCUACAAGGAUCACCUGAGCAAGCUUGAGUGGCGCCUAUAGGGACAGGUGAAGGGGUCCCUAGAAAGGGAGCCUCCAGGGUUGCCCGGAAAGCGUACCUAACUUCUUAUUGAUCACAUUUUUUCACCUUGAACUUUGCUUUUUUCUCAUUGAAACUUGAAAAACAGAAACAGCGUACUGAUUCAGUGUUCGAAGCCAGUGAUCGCGGCGGUGCACGGCGUCUGCUACGGCGCCGGCGUUGACGUCAUCGCCUCAUGCGACAUUCGCCACGCGACCAGAGACGCCAGGUUCUGCGUCAAGGUGCGUUGAACUCCAAAAAUGGAAAUAAUUUUUCGACACUUUAAAAGAUUUCCUUGCAAUUUUCAUGGAAGCGUCAAAGUUUAAGCGAUGAUAUUAUCAUUGGUGAGAAAUAACUAUCAGAAAGAAAAUAAUCAGAAAUUAAGUUCUACGGACGGAACGCAUCUGAUUGGCUACCGUAACCUUUUAUAUCCACUAGUUUUUUUCCAUGGUAUGAAAAAAAGACCAGCGAAAUUUCAAACGGCGACUUUUCCGAUAGGAAACUUUACGACGGUCACUUUUCCGCCGAAUCUUUUUCUGACUUUUUUCUCGAUUUACUUUUUGUUUUGAAUGUUCCUAUAUAAGGUAGGCAAGUUUUUCAUGAUUAAAACACAAAAAAAUAAGAAAAAAAAAUUUUUAUAGAUGUUUUAUAAACGGAAAAAAAUAUAAGGGAAAAAAGUCGGAAAGUUCCUUAGCGAUAUGAAAAAAUCGGAAAAGCCGCCGUUCAAAAAUUCGCUGGCCUUUUUUUCAUACCACCGGAAAUAAGAGAACUAGAAGGUUACGGUAGUCAAUCAGAUGCGUUUCGGCCGUAGAACUUAAUUUUUGAAGCUCAUUCUGCACACUUAUUUUUUUCUUGGUUUUUUUCAAUUUUCCUGAAGUUUUGGACUAAAUGUGUGACUGCCUAAUUUUGCACGAAACUACCUAUUUUCAGGAAGUCGACGUCGGGUUGGCGGCGGACGUCGGCUCGCUCAACCUUCUGCCCAAAAUCUGCGGGAAUGAGAGCUGGCUGAAAGAGGUUUCUCAUUGUUUCAAUUUUUUUUGGAAAAAAGAAUUAUUGACUUAAUGUGUGAGAUUUUUUUCAAACGUAAAAAAAGACAAAAAAAUGAAUCUUUUUCGAGUACUUUUCGAGUAAAAAGGACUUUUUCAGAACAAAAAAGUGUCUUUCCCGAUUUUAAAAUCCAAAUACGACGCUUGGAAAAAGACGUUUUUUCAUAUUUUUGUGUAAUUUAGGGAACUCGACUACGAGGCAAAAAUCGAGAAAUAUUAUUUUGGAGUUUAGCAAACUCCGUCAAAUUUUGAACGGGGGACAAAAAAAAAUUAUGAAAAUUUUUCAGAUCUGCAUUUCCGCCCGGCCCUUCGACGCAGAAGAAGCUUUGAGAUUCGGUAAAAAUUCAUGUUUUUUCAUCAGCGAAACCCUCUAGGGGUCACUUCAGAUCUUAAAUUCGUAUUUCUUUUCUCGCUGAUCUUCAAACUACUGUCAAACUCUUUUAAAACCCUCUAGGGGUCGCUACAGAUUCAAAUUUUGGAUUUUCUACUUCCUACUUCUCACAUCUACUGUUAAAUACUCUUAAAACCCUCAAGGGAUCACUUCAGAUCUUAAAUUCGUAUUUCUUUUUUCGCUGAUCUUCACAUAAACUUUCAACCACUUUCGAAACCUUCUAGGGAUCACUACAGAUUUAAUUUUCGGAUAUUUUAUUUCCUACUUCUCAGAUCUACUGUUACAUACUUUUAAAACCCUCAAGGGACCACUUCAGAUCUAACUUUCCAAAUUUUUUUUCUCUGAUCUUCAGAUCUACUUUUAACCACUUUUGGAACCCUUGAGGGGUCACUUCAGAUCCAAAUUUCGAAUUUUUCCAGACGUACUCAAUAAAAUCUACGAAACACGGGAAGAAAUGCAACGAGAAGUCCGAAAAUUGGCCUCCCUGAUCGCCAGCAAGACUCCAGUGGCCACUCAAGGGACUAAGGUGGAGCUUUUUUCAAAGAAAUAAUGACUUUUUUGUGAUAUUUGAGGAAAGAAGAGUUUUGAUGCUUAGAAAAAAGUUAAAUCGAAAGAAUCGUUGGGAAAAAAUCUAGUGGUCACUUAAGUGGUUCCUCAAGAAGUACUGGGGAAGGAAACUUAAGUGGCCACUAAAACCAACUCUAUAGAAGCCGCUAUUCUGCGUCUUAGUGGCCACUAUAGUAGUUUUUAGUGAUCUAGUAGUACCCCUUAACUCCUUAAAAAAAGCACUCAAGUGGCCACUAAUUUGACUACUCGAGUGACCACUAAAACGUCCAAACCCCUGAAGAGGCCACUCAAACUUUUUCCUAGCAAGGAUUCUGAAAAAAAAUUGUUUUUUUCUGUUGUUUUUUUCUCCUAAGAAAUUCAAGAACGGAAGGCCGCAAUUAUUAUUAUUUUUUUAUUAAAAAAAUAAAUAUUUCCAGAUUGUUCUCAACUACGCCCGCGAUAAUACUGUGGACAACAGUUUGAAUUUUUGUCGUAAGUUUUUUUAAAUGCUACGUUAUUCACUGAAAAAAACCAUGAGUUAAUAUCAAAAAAAUGCGAAAAAGUCGCCUUUUUUUCAAUAUAAAAACAAAAAAACCUCAUUUUUUUACAGUUUUUUCCAUUUUGACCCCAAAAGGUCGGUUCAAAAAAACUCAAUUUUUCUACAUUUCGAACAGACUUUUUGAGAUAAAUAUAAUGACUGCCUUAUUUGGUUUUUGAAUCUAUAAUUUUUCUAAUUACUCAAAAAUUGGAUUUCCCGGAAGGCUGUCAAAAAAAUUUGGGUCCUACAACGAGACAGCGACUUUUAAAAAUUGAUUGAAAAAUGCCCGAAAACCCCAAAAUUUUGAAUUUGCUUAAAGAUCCGCCACUUCGUUGUAGGACCUAUUUUUCUAACGGCUCUUCGAAACGAAUAAAACGUCAAUUUUUGAACGGUUGUUUUUGAACGGCAUUAAAUCCUAUUCGCGUCAGCUUGUCACGAUUUAUACUUUUCUCCAAGCUAUCUUCCCUUCGAAGCGCGUGGCCCGUCAGCGAGCAUGCGCCUUUAAUAUACCGGCCAUUUCUAUGCUAAUUUAAAGGCACAGGUCGAGCGUUACAAAGGGAACUAAAAAUCAUGACAAGCUUACGCGGAAUGGGCAAUAACUAAAGUUUUAACACUUAAAAACGUCAAAAAACUAAAUUUCAAGCAUUCAGGCGGCCUGGAACGGCUCCCAAAUAAUGACCGGGGACAUUCAAUCGUCCGGACUGGCCGUUUUGUCCAAACAGCCGCAUCCGCCAUUUUCAAAACUUUGA
Caenorhabditis auriculariae is the source of this 11846-nucleotide messenger RNA. NCBI's taxonomy places the organism in Eukaryota, Metazoa, Nematoda, Chromadorea, Rhabditida, Rhabditidae. The record is from the annotation of a GenBank genome assembly.